Messenger RNA from Galendromus occidentalis (western predatory mite), 1456 nucleotides. RefSeq lists its product as uncharacterized. The record is from RefSeq and is a predicted model, not a curated record. The coding region runs from base 145 to 1284 and encodes 379 amino acids. The transcript is spliced from 5 exons. Lineage: Eukaryota; Metazoa; Arthropoda; Arachnida; Mesostigmata; Phytoseiidae.
GUCAGAUAUCCGGAGCGGGAGGAAGAACGAAGGAUUAAGAUGCGGGAAGAUUUCGAAAAUUCCUCGUGACCAUAAGACCAAAUUAAUCUUACACAGAAUCCGGCUUUUCCCAUCGGACGGGCGGAGGACGGGCUUGGGAAAAAGAUGCAAAGGCCCGGUCGGAAGGACAAUGACCACACGGUCGUCAGUGAUGAGGAUCUCCAGCGGAUAUCAGAUUAUUUCUGGACUGCCAUCGAUACGCCGAGAGGCCUCAUCCAGAAAGUGUGGUUCGACCUCAUGCUCCAUCUCGGAGCUGACGGUAUCGAGAACCAACAUACCAUGCGGAAGGAAUCAUUCAUCCUGCUGAAAUCGCAGACAGAUGGACGACGUCGUUUACAGUGGAAAUGGAACGGAAUGAUCCGAGGCAGCCCGAUCUUCGACGAUCCGCCGAACCCUCUCUGCCCUGUGAAAACUUUCCAGCUCUACAUGUGCAAACUGAAUUUACAAUGUCCCCACAUCUUCCAAAGGCCACACGAAGGAGUGACGAAAACGUCUCGAUUCUGGUAUCACAUGUUUCCCUUGAAUUCAACCAUGCUGGCGUUGAUGAUGUAUGACAUUUCAAAGGAAGCACGUUUGUCCAGAGUCUAUCCGAAUUUUUGCACUCAAAUCCUGCCGGCGAAAGACAAAUACUAUAACCUGUUCCGGAUCGCAUGGACUAAACUGCCCAAAUACCAAAUGGGUCCCUAUGAGAUAGACGGUCUCGGUGCCCCUGUAGCGCCCUUCAAAUUGUGUCAGCAGUGUCUCGUCGCCGUGAAAAGUCAUAAAAAUGAUCGAGGCAACGGAGCAAAGGGAAUUCUAUGCUCCGUAGCUUGUUACGAAGCUUUUAUGCACGCUAAGGAAAUGAGACAACAGCAAUUGCCCCAAACCGUGCUCCCGGGAUCGUCUGGAGCGCAGCGCUCGGUACCAUCGAUACUACGAGGAAACCGAGUGAUGCCCUUCCCGCCUCCACCUCCCUCCUUGAUGGGCAAGAACCUUCCUCCCGAAGUUUACAAGUUCAUCCAGCAAGUUGCGCGCAUUCAAGCUUGCGGCUACCCCAGCGUCGACGGAACACCUCUGCUCUUCAAAGAGGACUACAGUCCUGUCGUCGCAGAUAUUCCUAAAGAUCUCUAUGAUCUCACCCUCACCGUCCUGAAUUCGGGAGGACCUCCGAAGCCGAAUCUCCCUCCGCCGCCAGCUUCCUCGACGGCAAACUUGGUGAAAUGGCUGAAAGAAGGCGAUCCCUUGGCUGUCAGACCCAACGAUUGAUCGUGGGGACUCGAGGGACAGGAGCGGUCAACUGUCCUGUCAUUCGCCAACGAUGUAAAUAUGCAUGGUCCUCACCGCAAUCGUGCUCAUCCUUCUCGAGCUGGGGAGAGUCUGUAAUUUAUAUCGAUUCACUGCGCUGGUAGUCCGCGUGGAAGAUUAGGUUUUCAAUGUU